Rana temporaria (common frog) is the source of this 1317-nucleotide messenger RNA. RefSeq names its product carbohydrate sulfotransferase 5-like. The coding region runs from base 2 to 1183 and encodes 393 amino acids. Gene Ontology annotation, biological process: sulfur compound metabolic process; N-acetylglucosamine metabolic process. NCBI's taxonomy places the organism in Eukaryota, Metazoa, Chordata, Amphibia, Anura, Ranidae. The record is from RefSeq and is a predicted model, not a curated record. Gene Ontology annotation, molecular function: N-acetylglucosamine 6-O-sulfotransferase activity. The transcript has a single exon.
CAUGAGCAAAUUUUCAACCAUGUUUUAUGUAGUUGCAGCUGUGAUUACUCUUCAAACAAUCCUUAUGGUUUUAACCAACGUGGGAACUCCUUUAAGUGAUUCCACCCCCAGGGAAAAACCAAGGAAAGUCCACCUUUUGAUUAUUUCCACCUGGAGGGCGGGCUCAUCUGUUGUUGGGCAGUUCUUCAACCAGCACCCUGAUGUCUUCUACUUGAAGGAGCCAGCCUGGCAUGUUUGGAAUGCCAUGCCACACAACAAUGCACAUGUUCUUCACAUGGCAGUGAGGGACUUGAUUCGGUCAAUCUUCACAUGUGACAUGUCUGUGCUAGAUGUAUACAUACAAAACAGAAGCUAUGUAUCAAACUUAUUUCAAUGGUCCUCCAGCAGGGCCCUUUGCUUACCCCCGGCAUGCAACACUUUUUCUCGGAAAAAGAUUGUAACUGAAGCCAACUGUCAGAAAUAUUGUGCUAAAAGUCCUUUUAAUAAAGUGGAAGAGUCCUGUAACGCCUAUAGCCACAUUGUUCUCCAAGAGUUUCGUAUUUUUGACCUGAAGGUGCUCUAUCCUCUUCUAAAAGACCCUACCUUAAACGUAAAGAUCCUUCAUGUAGUACGAGACCCAAGAGCUCUCGCCAAAUCUCGCCGACAACUCAAGUUUGCUUUGGAGUUAGACAAUGCUAUUAUUCUCAACUUAAAUGAUCGAACAGUCGAUGAUACGGGCAGAGAAAAAGUUCUAAGAGAAAUUUGUCGGAGCCAAGUUGACAUGUACAGAACGAUCAAUGAUCGGCCCCCUCCCUUUCUUAAAGACCAUUACAUGUUGCUUAGAUAUGAUGAUCUGGUCAGAGACACUACGAGGAUAGCAAAGCAACUGUAUACCUUUGCUGGUAUAAAUCCGACAGAUGAGUCAAUGACAUGGAUCUAUAAAAUGACUCAUGGGGAAAACUUGGAAAACCCAAAGCCAUUUAUCAUUACACCACGGGAUGCAUUACAUAUGUCUCUAAAGUGGAAGGAGGAACUUACCUUACAAGAAAUCAUUUCAGUGCAGAAGAUCUGUAAAGACUUUAUGGAAUUUUUCCGUUACCAGAAUAUAGAUUCUGAGGAUGAGUUGAAUGACUUAGAUUUGGAGACAGUGCUACCAAUACACAAAGAUGUCUUCAACUGGCAUAACGACGAUGAAAAUGAAUGAGACUAUUUUGUGUGCCUUUGCUUUCCUGGGGUCUACUUACACGUUCCGUCUCUGUGUUACUAAAGCAAACCUUUAAAAUGGCUACCGUGUUUCCCUGAAAAUAAGACCUACCCCCAUAAUAAGACCUAGCAGGA